This is a messenger RNA of Brassica napus (rape), 1842 nucleotides long. RefSeq lists its product as uncharacterized. The transcript has 6 exons. The coding region runs from base 246 to 1607 and encodes 453 amino acids. Gene Ontology annotation, cellular component: nucleus. Gene Ontology annotation, biological process: DNA recombination; DNA replication; DNA repair. The record is from RefSeq and is a predicted model, not a curated record. Gene Ontology annotation, molecular function: DNA binding. Lineage: Eukaryota; Viridiplantae; Streptophyta; Magnoliopsida; Brassicales; Brassicaceae.
GACCGCAUCGAGCCUCGACGAACCUCGACGAACCCUAACUUCAUUCUCCCUUGCGCAGACAAAUAUCUCAUCCCUUUCGUCUUUCCCACUUCUUCCGUUUAACGGUUUCGUCUGUUCAUUCACUCCUUCAUCAAAUCCUCAUUAACCUCCAUUAAUGGAUCCCUUUCGCAUCCCUCACUCUGAUUUCUUUUAUAACCCCAAUCAUCCCACCAGUUUGAUUCCCCGCAAAACUAUCUUCUCUCCCGAUGAAUUCCAACAGCAAAAACUCCGCAUCCGGCGAUCUUAUCUCCAAGAAACCUAACGGGAAGGACGUUGUCUCCUCCGCCGCACCGGUCAAACCCUCCGCCGCAUCGAUGAAACCCUCCGCCGCGGCGAUGAAAAUCUCCGCCGCACCGACGAUCCCCUUCGCCGCAUCGAUGAAACCUAUUGGCCAAUCCGGUGUCUCCGGUGAUUCCUCUUCGACAAAACGUCACGGCAAGGCCGUUGUCUGCUCCGAUGUCCCCUCUGACAACAGCGAUCGCGUCGUGUUCUUCAAAGAUGUGACGUUUGGACCACAAGAACACGAGUUGAGAUUUCGACUGAUCCAUUUUUGGGAGGCAAAACACGCAUUCUCGAAGAUACUUAUGGGUCUAGAGAUGCUUCUGGUCGACGCAGAGGGCACUGUGAUUCAGGGAUUCAUCCCACCAUCAAGGAUGGACACUUAUCUACGACACAUGAAGCCCGGUUCCACCUACAGACUUACCAAUUUUUUUGGUUCUAAGACCAAGAAGGUGUACCGGGUUGCUGAUCCAGACGUGACCAUUGCGUUCUCAUGGAAGUCUGUCCUCUCCGAUCUCACAGACACUUCGGCUUGGUUUCCUGAAGACCGUUUUCGUUUCCAUGGUUAUGAACAGUUCGAAGCGGCCUGUGACCUCAAAGGGGAUCUGUAUGAUUUUAUUGGUCAUAUCAAAUUGGUGAAUGAGCAGGCUCUUAACGAGAGUUUUGUGCUUGAUGAAGUCGAGAUAGCUUCUGAUCGGCGAAUUUUGGUUCAUGUUCAGACACAUGAUGGUCCUGUGAUGAAGCUCUACAUAUGGGACAAGGUAGCAACAGCCUUUUGCGAGAAGUUUAGAUCGCUUGGAAAACCUCCGAGUGUUAUCAUGGUGACAACUGUGAAUCCUAAGCGUUUAGGAGGUGCUUUGUCUCUGUCAUCUCUAUCAUCUUCACGGGUUUUUUUUGAUACGGAUGUUCAUCAAACCAGGGAGUAUCUGGCUUGGUAUGUAUUCAUCUAUAUAUUUGCACCGUUUACGUUAAUCUACCGACUGUGUUGCUUAUUUUGUUUUUUGAACAUUUCUAGGCUUGAAUCAAACUCGGAAGUUGCUAAUAGAGUUAAUGCUGAGAUUGUCACCAAGGCUGAGACAGCUACAAUCGGUGAGCUACUCACUUACAUGAAGCAGGAAGGAGCGAAGGUUGCUUGGUUCGAGUGUACGGCCACCAUUGAUGAUGUUGUGCGUGGCUCAGCUUGGUACUACAUUGCUUGUGGUGGAUGCAAGACUAAAGCUACUAAAGGACCUACCACGCUUAUGUGUAGGAAGUGUGGAAAGACUGAGAUUAUUGGUGCUGCAGAGUAAGAAUUGUAAUUAUAUUUUUUUGUGUCAUAUAUACCAUCAACGUCCAUUAUUAAUGCGCAUUUGAAACAGGUAUCUCAGCAAGCUAUCUGUCUAUGACAACAAUGAUCAUGCGAGCUUUGUACUUCUCGGUGACGCUGGGUUUGAGUUAACUGGGAAGAAAGCAUCUGUAUUGGUUGAGAGUUACUAUGAGGUAAUCACAUACCUGUCCAUCGUUCAAUUUUUGGUUGUGUUCUAA